AUUUACCAGCAGGGGGCGACAUAUUUUCUUUAGUGGGUAAUGUGCCAUGUCCCUGACGGCUUUCCGUCUUCCUCUUGACACGUAGCAACGACAGUGGAGUUGUCCAGCUGAUAUCACAGAGUAAGAAAUGUCAGGGUUUGACAACUUCAACACUGACUUCUACCAGUCCAGCUACAGCGUAGAUGACCAAAACCAGGGCGGCUAUGGCUACAGCAACUCUGAAAACCCCUACAACAAGCAGUAUGGACAGUACGAUUACUCGCAGCCCACGGGCUAUCCAUCCCCAGGAAUGAUGCAACCCCAGCAGCCUUACACAGGACAAAUCUUCCAGCCCACACAGACCUACACCCCAUCCGCAUCACAGUCCAUGUACAGUAACAGCUUUGAGGACGAGCCGCCACUGUUGGAAGAAUUGGGGAUCAAUUUUGACCAUAUCUGGCAGAAGACCCUCACAGUUCUCCAUCCAUUGAAAGCAGCAGAUGGGAGCAUCAUGAAUGAGACAGACCUGGCUGGUCCGAUGGUCUUUUGUUUGGCCUUUGGUGCAACUCUUCUUCUGUCAGGUAAGAUUCAAUUUGGUUACGUGUACGGCAUCAGUGCGAUCGGUUGCCUCGCCAUGUACUGCCUCCUUAACCUCAUGAGUAUGACGGGCGUGUCCUUCGGCUGCGUGGCCAGUGUGUUGGGAUACUGCCUCCUUCCUAUGAUCAUCCUCUCCAGCUUUGGAGUUCUCUUCUCGUUACAGGGUAUGAUGGGGAUUAUAAUAACAGCAACAAUUAUCGGCUGGUGCAGUUUCUCUGCCUCAAAGAUCUUCAUCUCGGCGUUGGCCAUGGAUGGGCAGCAGUUGUUGGUUGCUUACCCCUGUGCUUUGCUAUACGGGGUCUUUGCACUCAUCUCUGUCUUCUAAAACAAAUCUUGCACAACAGUUUAAAAUAACGGCCCCCAAGUUUCUGUAUUUUGAGUCUAAUUAGGGUCAAUGUGAUUAGUGUAAUUAUUGGCUAAUUACACAGUUGCUACAGAAGAACGGGAGCCUCCUCGUCUAAAUGGCACCAUGGAUUUUUUUUUUUUCUUUUAAAAACCUCCUCCUCUCGCCACAUUCCGACCUGAAGUUAUGAAGGCUGGGGUGGAUCAUGUCAUGUAGGAAUCAUCCGCAGCUUGUUCCCUUCAUGCAUCUUGAAGAGGACUGCCAAAAUAAAUUUAAUAAAAAAUGUUUGUUGUGGAUCAUUUCUACCCCUAUAUGGCAUCAUACAGUCCAGUGAUUAAUUAUUAUUAUUGUAGGACAUGAGUUAAGUAAGGUAACAAUGGAAAAUACAGGAAGUAUAUGUAAUUUACACUCAUGGGAACAAAUUUUUGUUUUUCAAAAAAGAAGGACCCAAUAUGAAAUUCCACUAAUUGUAAUUUGUGUGAAAAGGUUGAGAUAUUUCAGGCAAACACCCACAGGAUCUAACACAGCAACUCUAAGGGAAGCAAUCCACUUUUUCACUGCAUGAGUCUACAGCUGUUUAUGCUGCUUGAUGUUUUCCUGCUCAGAAACCUUUUUAUUCCAAGACUGAGGAGCCAUGGAUCAUCUUCAUCAGAGAGACCUCGGCUGUGCUGCAUCUUCUGACCUAUUUUAUUUGAUUUUUAGCUAUUUGAGCUUUGUUGCCUUUCAGGAAGACCCAACCACAGUUUGCACAGGACUGUUGUAAUUCUCAAAGUAAAUAAAUUGGAUUAGAUAUUGUUCGUGAGUAGUGUGGGUGAGACUCAAAUGUGUCCGGACAUACCUGUUUCUAUUUAAUUUCCUAAUUUUAGAGACUCUUUGUAUGCUUUGUGUAUUCUGUACAUGUCUUCUCAUCCACAUUAAAGUUAGUUUUGAAAGUUA
This is a messenger RNA of Girardinichthys multiradiatus, 1855 nucleotides long. RefSeq names its product Yip1 domain family, member 5 (gene yipf5). The transcript is spliced from 6 exons. Gene Ontology annotation, cellular component: trans-Golgi network; membrane. Bases 128 to 901 code for a protein of 257 amino acids. The record is from RefSeq and is a predicted model, not a curated record. Gene Ontology annotation, biological process: regulation of ER to Golgi vesicle-mediated transport; endoplasmic reticulum to Golgi vesicle-mediated transport; vesicle fusion with Golgi apparatus. Lineage: Eukaryota; Metazoa; Chordata; Actinopteri; Cyprinodontiformes; Goodeidae.